UAGUCCACUUGUGUGUUCAGUGGAGUGACAAGUGAGCUUCCGAAAACGAAAACGAGUGAAGUGCUAUCGGGCUUAUAUUUCUCCAUUCAGGAUCAUUUCCUGUAGCAACACGAAUUCGUCCUAUUUUCGUCUUGCGGCGUCUGUUUGUUCCCGAAAAAAGCAUCCUAGCGAAGGAAAGGCAUCUGCUACGAUGUGAUCAAAGUAACUAGGAGUGUGUGUGUGUGUGAGUGUGUCGCAAAAGAAUGUGUUCCAGUGUACGCGUGUACUAGCAGCAAACAGUGCCUGUAGUGCGUUGAUGCAGAAAGCGCGCGGAUUAUAAUCACACAACCGAACCUGCUUCACACAACCGAUCUGCUGCUGCUGCUGCGGCUGCUACCGUUUCUGAUCUCGCAGGCAAACGCGGAAAACCGGCCCCUAUUCGUUUGAAUGCCCCGCAGCCUGAAGGAUGCCUGGAGUGGUAUUUCUUGUUUGUGUUCCGACGGCAAAUUAUGAAAGGACGUUAAUUAACGGCAUAAACUAUGCAUCUAAUAAUGAACAGUUACCGCCACCGGAAUCGACCCUCCAACAACACUCAACAACACCGGCACGUAAUCUUAAUAUAAAUCUGCCAGAAAACGUGACCCAAGGUCCGCGAGGGCCACGGGCUCCCACCACAGCCCACAAUGCAGCCGGGAAUGCAGUGUUGCGGCUCGAGGUUGAGCUGCGUGACAAACACGCAGUCCAGGGACGUCGCACAGCAAACAAAGCGAAACCACCCAAACCACCGGGGUACGGAGUGAACGCGAUAAAAGGACCACCACCGAACGUUGCCGGUUCGGCACCCCUUGAAAAGGUUCUGGACGAGUUGCUUAAGAAGCUUGAGAUUGAACGGGUCAUUUGGCACCCGGACAAGGAGGGGCAGUACUACCAGGUCGUCUUCCCCCUAGCGGCCGGUGAUCCUUGCGAAACGACGCUCCACUGCCUGACGGAGCUUGGAAUCGGCGUGAAGUACAAUUCCAGCGUCAGCGUGCUACCGUGCAGCGUCAGCUACGACGGCUCGAAUGACACCAGUAACGAAGAUGAAUAUGGCGAUGAGUGUGAGGAAAACUCCAAAUGGAACAACUUCGUUGACUCGAUCCGCUCGAAGCUCACCGUGAAGCAGGUCGUCGAUGGUGUGCGAGCCGGCGGCUCUCUAUCGUUCGACUAUUUGCUGCUCAUCGUUACGGCUGAUUCGCUGGCCGCCCUCGGGCUGGUGGAAAAUAAUGCACCAAACAUUGUGGCCGCGAUGCUGGUCUCACCACUGAUGGGGCCGGUCAUGUCGAUUACCUUCGGAACGAUCAUAGCGGACCGCGAGCUUGUGAAAGUUGGCUUCACAGCGCUCGCCCUCGGCAUGUUCAUCUCGAUCCUGUUUGGAUUCAUUUUCGGGCUGAUACUCGGUACGACGGAGAUGCCAUGGGGGUUUGGCGAUUUCCCAACGGAGGAAAUGAAGGGCCGUGGCAACGCACGCUCCCUGUGGAUGGGCAUCCUGUGGGCGCUAACGUCCGGAAGCGGCGUAGCAGUGGCACUGCUCCAGGGGUCAGCUGGACCAUUGAUAGGUGUUGCAAUUUCCGCUUCGCUGUUACCACCGGUCGUGAACUGUGGGCUUUUCUGGGCAUUGGCCUGCAUCUGGCUGAUUUACAAGGAGGAAGACAUCAAGAUGCCCCACCUGAAGGGUGAGCUGUACAGUGGCAACUCCAGCUACGAAUUCAUCUACACCAAUUACAUUCCCACGGAGUUUCUAAUUAACGGCAUCGUUUCCGGUCUGCUGACGGUGAUCAACGUUAUUUGCAUCUUCAUUACCGCCAUCAUCGUGCUGAAGAUAAAGGAGGUGGCUGCACCGUACACCUCCAGCCCGGAUCUGCGCCGAUUCUGGGAGACGGAUAUUCGCACGGCACGUACAGCAAAUCGCACCACCAUUCGCCGGAAUCGUGGAGGUGAAGCGGACGUGAUGUCAGCAUACGCCGAGCUGGAAAAUGACCCAAAGGCACGGAAUCUGGAGAAUGCACUCGAGCAAGCCCUGAAGGAAGCCGUCGACGAUGACACCUAUCGAAAGGUCAAGCGGAUGAGCUAUUCCAGCAAUGCAGCCGGCGAGAUUGCCGAACGCCUUUUUGGGCACGGUUCCGCUUCCGGGACGUCAGGAGUACCGAACAAUGGAGGUCAAAUUGGAAAUCCUAUGGCAACCGGGAUAGGCUCCAGCACAAAGACGACAGCCGAUUUAAAGCUACUCGAGAAACUCGUUACCUCGCUGCUGGAAACGCAAGGCAGCGCUACCACCGGGGACGGCCGUACCGAUGGACUACAUCGAAGCGGUUCCGUACUCGGGCGCUUCCGUCCAAUGUCGCGUUCGUUCCGCUCGACAGGCUCGCUGAGAAGACGCAACAACGACAGCACGGGCGCUUCUUCCGGUGCGCCCGGCGGGCAGGGUGGUGGAGUACCCGGUGGCGAGGGAACGAUGCCAACUAUUCAGGAAUCUGGCACCGACCGUAACAGCCGUCGAAACUCGUGGAACGACCGGGCUGGGGUAAAUGUGCGUCGGGUGCUGAACUCCAUCGCUAAUGCGCCACACCGGUUCAGCCAGUCGUUGAGUGGUGGUGGUGGUGGGCCACUUCAGGAUAACGACGAGGAGCGCAGUAAUUUGACGCAGAACAUUCUUUGACGGGGUCGCGACAAAGUUAAUAAGGAUAAUGGUAUCCCCGGAUGGGAAUGCUUUUGGGCAGCCUAUCAGAUUUAGCUUGACAGACAGCAUAGUGUUUCCUGCGUAGAGUUUAUAAAUCGAGGAAAAUAGCCACAGUAAUACGUAAUAGAUGUGGUACAAAUAUGAAUUUGAAGUAUAAAAAAAUAUAAUAUAGAAAGGUAAUGAAAUUAUUAUACUAUUCAAAUAUACAAUAUGAGACGGACAUUUGUAGAGCCACAGCACCUUUUGUAAUAUUACCUUCCACAAUAAUAGAACCAAACAGCUAAAGCAAUUAUUAAAAUAUGCCACCUUAUUCCGUAGAGAACAUGGUGCCCUGUGUUGACAAACAGUUUUUCAACAAAUAAUACGCGAGAAAAUAAAUGAUAACGUUGCAUGCCAACAAGAAACCGUUGUUCUAUUUAAUGAGAACCCCGUACCUGUUGGCAACAUAUUACGUUCCCUACUACACCUAGAUACGGCAUCUCGUCCCAAUCGUCAUGCACUGUUUACGCUCGAAGUUAUGCAACUUACCUGUUUU
Anopheles arabiensis is the source of this 3230-nucleotide messenger RNA. RefSeq lists its product as uncharacterized. Bases 446 to 2674 code for a protein of 742 amino acids. The record is from RefSeq and is a predicted model, not a curated record. Lineage: Eukaryota; Metazoa; Arthropoda; Insecta; Diptera; Culicidae. The transcript is spliced from 13 exons.